AAAAUCAAGGUUUCAUGGCAGAACCGUUGCGAUCGAAUGCUUAGAUAAAUAACUACUCGUUUUGCUAUUGCCGUGGUCAGCAUCGAAGCUACACAUUGUAAUGGUUAAUCGCAAAGAUAGUGGAAAGAACUUAUUGUUCGCCAGGCAAUCAGCAACAACUCCGUACUCGAAGUAAUCAUGAGGCAAGGCGAUAUCAGCAAAUCCGAGAAUUCUGUCGGAUCGAAGCUGAUACCGUUUAUUACCACGACUGUGCUCUAUUUUUCGCUUAUUCAGCAUACCGAGCGAAGCACCAUUCCGUCAACUGUGCUGAAAUGUAUGCCGAUAUACAGUCUCCUGUUCUUUGUUAUCCUGACUGAUUUCAAACAUGCCAAAGCGAAACGAUACAAAAUGCGCAUUUUGGGUGGACUUUUGUUCUCUUCGCUGGGAGAUUUACUAUUGAACUAUGACUUAUUCGAAGCAGGCAUGGGCGCAUUCGGUAUCGCACAGGUGUUCUACAUACUGGCGUUCGGUAUGAAACCAUUGAAAAUAUGGAUCGGUGUGCUCCUGUACGCUUGUGGAUUAUUAGCGACCUCACUCUUUUACGGAAAUUUGAACUCAGUGAUAAAAAUGUGUCUUCCAUUUUACGCAAUACUACUGCUAACAAUGUGCUGGCGAUCGUUGGCAAGAGUCGAAGGCACUCGGAACUAUCUGCGCGUGAUGUGCGGAUUUUGCAGUGUACUGUUCGUGAUAUCUGAUGGCAUUAUUGCUUUUGACAAGUUUUAUGUGCCCAUUAGUGCGGCUCAGACGUACAUCAUGGUCACUUAUUAUGUUGCUCAAGUCGGAAUAACACUUAGCAUAAAUGACUACCAGACGGACGAUUCACCAAUCAAAACGCAACAUUCAAUCCAUUCGCGUACGAAGAUCCAGAAAACCAAGUCAUCCUAAACUUUUGUACCCCGAUGCACCGUCGUCGACAAGUCAAACCGUAAAUUAAUACUUAGUCUGUGAUUCUAAAUCUUCCUACUAUUUGGAAUAUUCCUAGCCGAUAUCAGAUAUACAUUCUUGUUAAAAAGAAAUUAAAUGGACUGGUAACGGGCAUGUUCCAUCGAAUUUGGUCAGUAGAUGUAUGUUUAGACCGUUAAUAACGCAACGGCUUCAUGUUGAAAAUAGCGGUGCAUGGAUAUCAUAUGUUGUAUUAAAGACUUCAUUGAAAACUUGGUGCAGCUCAUGAGUUAAUAAACGCAUAUUCCAAUAUCAGUUUUAUUUGUUUUUCAUCCUCGGCACCAGAGAGAAUUCAUUCAUUAGGGUAUUGUAGUUUUUACGAAAUGGACCAAAACAACUGGGAUCAACUACAAUGACGUACAAUCUAAUAGAAAAGAGAGAAUAAGAAGUGUAAGA
Anopheles coustani is the source of this 1377-nucleotide messenger RNA. RefSeq names its product lysoplasmalogenase-like protein TMEM86A. Lineage: Eukaryota; Metazoa; Arthropoda; Insecta; Diptera; Culicidae. The record is from RefSeq and is a predicted model, not a curated record. The coding region runs from base 178 to 924 and encodes 248 amino acids. Gene Ontology annotation, cellular component: membrane. The transcript is spliced from 7 exons.